This is a messenger RNA of Syngnathus acus (greater pipefish), 4995 nucleotides long. RefSeq names its product E3 ubiquitin-protein ligase RNF38-like. Bases 2433 to 4208 code for a protein of 591 amino acids. The transcript has 12 exons. The record is from RefSeq and is a predicted model, not a curated record. Lineage: Eukaryota; Metazoa; Chordata; Actinopteri; Syngnathiformes; Syngnathidae.
GGCCUGUUUGAAACACCAUUACAUUCGUCUUUGAUAGGGGUGAGGAUGGCUAUUACCAAGCAUCCUCUGGGCUUCAUCGACGAGAUGUGGUUCGAACAAAAACACUUUGUGUGUUAUAAUGGACGUUUGUCCACUGUUUGCACUCACCUCAACAGCUCAGUGAGAUACAGUGCGGUGGUUCUAUAUUACAACCUAUGCACUUACAACGAUAAUAUUGAUUUUAUUUGACAUGUUUGUUCAUUAUCUUAGCACUAAUUUGCAUGUUGUAGGAUUGCACCACAUCUAACAUGAGAUAUUUGCUCCCCUCAGCUGAUUAGUUAAACAUUCUCAGUCUCAAUAGUGUUAUAAAACUAUAAGAAUUUAAAUGGAUCCCAAUUUGAAAAAAUACAAAUACCAUUUCUCACUAAGUGUCAAUUAAAAAAAACAAAAAACAUCUUGCAAAUACCCAUGAUGUUGUUCCUUUUGUAUUCAAAUUUUGAGCUAUGACUUUAGUAUGGAGGCAGUGAGCUCAACUAUAUAAAAACCUGCGGUUGCAAAUAAGCAAACCUUCUUGAAGCUGUUUACUGUCCAAAUAAAGAGUUCCUCGCUGUUUAUUUAAUCAAACAAGUACAUCACUUUGCUAUAAAGGUAGCUUGCGUCAUGCCAACACCUAAAUGAAGACACCAUAGCUAAUCAAUAGCAUCGUGUCACAGUGAUAUAGCCCUUUAAGCGAGUGUUUCUCAAGCUUUAUUGAGCCAGGGCACAAAUUUCACAUUGGAAAAAAAUAUAAUUGCGCCCAACUUUGCAAAACCUUUCACAAAGUGGAUAUACAGGUUAAUUAUUCAUCAUCAAUCACCUAGUCAGUGGAAGAGCAUUUCUUUGUUUUUCCUGUUACUAUAUGUGGCUGGCAUUGAUAAAUUAACAAAUAGCCAUGUACUACUAAAGAGUGACUGGCUCCAAGUGUGGCAGUAUGUCUGUCAAGGGCUCUUGCCCAUAAGCGAAGUAAAGUCAAUUGCAGGUAAAAAUUUUGCCAAAACUGUUUCAUUCUUUACAUUAUAUUUAACUAUAUCCUGACUUUGUCUUUCGACAUAAAAACUUAUGAAGUGCUCCUGAAUAAAAUACUAAAAAAACAACAACAACAAUUCUUUAGGGUUAGGAGGGUAGGGCUAGAAAUAUAAUUUGAGAUAUGUGUUUUGAGUUAUGAAGCGGGUCACAAAUGACUUGUUCCUGUGUUUCUCAUGUAUGUGGCCAGUGAGUGUAUCUGUGUAAAAACGGGUGCUAAACUUUGACCUUUAUGGUGCAUGUAGUCCUUAGCCUGACAACUAUCUACAAACCUCAAUUGUUUUCCUGCCGCAUUAGGCAUGAGCAUAAUUUUGCAAAAAUUAACAUGAAGUCUAAGCGAUUGUAAUAUGUCUACGUAGAGUAUUUACAGUUUUCUUUAUUUUAGUCAGAAUGGUUUGCUCUUUCGCUGCUGUAGGACCAACCCAGAUUUUUUAAUUAAUUUUUUUACGAAUGAAAGAUUAAUUUUAGAUUUACGUGACAUCAGAUUGAAAGUGAUCCAAAAUCAUCAAUCAAGAAUUGAUAUUGAGUGUGUGAGCGGUUCACCCAUAAUAAUCUGUAGGCCCCUUGAAUUUAUUAACACAAUGCCCUCCUAAAACUAACCACCCCCAUUAAACUGUUUAGUGGCAGCUACACUGAUCCAAACAAAACUGUCCUCAUGCUCCCCUUCAGCGUGGAAUCUUAGAUGGUGAGCCAAUGUUCCACAGUCAGAGGCGUGACAUGUCAUUUAAUAGUGUCGGCGUGCGCCAUUCCGACUGUCCCUAUUACACAUUUGCUGCUGCAGGCUUCACAGAGUCCUGUUUUGUCUGCUUGUUUGCAUUUCACUAACAUGCAUUGCAAGACAAUGUUUAAGAAGCAACCGUUGUUAGUUAAGACUUCAAAUUAGGACCGCUUUGUUGUCUCAUUGCAGCUUGAAACCGAUGAAAAUAUAGUAAUACUGGCUGCGGCAAUCAAACAAAAGGCCCUUUGGUCAUGGAUCACAUUUUUUUUACGCUUAUCCACUGCAGACAUAUCUUAGGAACAUUACUGUUUUCUCCCAAAUUAUUAGGUUGCAGAAUGUUGUCAAUUCUACACAGUUCCUGCAAGCAUCUAUUAUCAGUCUUAAUCUGUGUAGGUUGUCAUUAACAAUGUUGCCUAAAUCUGUACAUUCACUUUAUACAUCGCCUUACCUUUAUGCACAGCACAGCACUACUUUCAGCUGAAGGUCUAUACUGUGCACUGGUUUAAGGAAAAGUUUAGUUAUAAAAUAAUACAUAUAAAAUGGAAUCAAUUGUGUUCUGCUUCAACAGCACCAUUAUUCUGUGGAAAUAAGCUUGUUUUCUCUCCAAGGCUUUAAAGAUCUAGUUCUCCCCAAAAUGCAUGCGGGACAAGGACCCAGCAAGGUCUAGAAGUCGAUGGAGAAAGCUAUGACGACGGCAUGUUGCCUCCGGUGUCAGCUGUUCAGUCAGCCGUCUUUGCAUCUGUUCUUCAGAGUCGCUAGCGGGGUGUCUUUGAGCCAUCACUAUCGCAGACAUCACAUGGCCCCAGAGUGGCCCUGCAAAGGACAACAAAGAGGAGUGCUACACUUUCAUCCAGAUAAUGUGUUCAAUGACGAUCGAGACAAAAUGGAAGAUAGCCCUAGCCCAAAAAGACAGCGGCUUUCUCAGCAGUCCAUUUUAGAUCUAAGCUCCGCGCCUUCCUCUACCCCUUCCUCUCCCAUUCGUCCCUGGGAGCUCACCCCCAGUCGCAGGCCGCAUGCCCACUAUGCACCAGAGAGAUGUCACACACCUGUCCGCAAUCGAAGAAGCCCGCCAAUGCGACGCCCUCGUGGCCGCAGAGACCGCCUGACACGUCAUCACCACACACACAAUCACCACCACCAUUACAACAACAACAACAGCCAUCACCACCCCAACAAUCACCCUCACCACCACCACCACCAUCACCACCUGCACUCCCACCAUGGGCUGUCCUCUGGCCACCAAGACGAGAACUACCGUCACUCAGCCCACCCUCAGGGCUACCUGCCCUAUGGCCAGCAGCCCCAUAGAGGGCCCGGGUCCGGCAUGGAAGAGCGCCAAGUUUACCACCCCCCAAACCCCUCCCCGAGACCCCUUCAUCCGUCCUCAAACUUGUCUCCUCGACUGCUGCACCCUGCGGCACACCCACAGCACCCACACCCAUCGCAGCAACAGAGUAGCGGGGUGUUGGACCUUCAGGAACAGGGUUCAGCUCCGGUAACAUAUCCCGUGUCCCCCCCGGGGCCUCCGCCUGGUCUACCGCCUCGUUCAGCCCCGCAGCAAAUCCCAGCAUGCUCGGUCGUCUUCAGUGGACAGCACUAUCCCGUCUGCAGUGUCGCGCCUCCUGUCCUGCAGACUUGCUCUGUGCAGCACCUACCCAUGCCCUACCCGUUCCCUUCCCUGCUAUCCGGUGACCAAGCCUUUCUCCUCCCCCCACCUCCUCACCUCCCUCAUCCUCCCACACACCUUUCCCACCAUCCACCUCACCUGCCGCAGCCUGGACAGUUUGGACCCUACACGACACAGCAGGCCCGUUCACCUUUACAGAGGAUAGAAAAUGACGUGGAGCUGUUGGGAGAGCAUCUGUCUUUGGGUGCAGGACUUCACUACCCUCCUCCCACCCACCCAGCCCUCACCCCACACUCCACACAGCUCCAUUUCCUCUCCCAUGAGCCCAUGCCCCAGGAGUUCUUUGGAGUGUCCUACCCAAACUUAAUCCCCCGUCGCCUCGCGGGCCGAAGGUACCGCUCGCAACAGCCGCUGCCGCCUUCGCCUUAUCACCCCAGCCUCCUGCCUUACUUCCUAUCAAUGCUCCCUGUCCAGCCAACUGGCCCUGCAAUCAGUCUUGAGUUGGAUGUCGAUGAUGGAGAAGUGGAAAAUUAUGAGGCCCUCCUCAAUCUUGCUGAGCGUCUUGGGGAGGCCAAACUCAGAGGACUUACCAAGGGAGACAUUGAGCAGCUUCCUUCCUAUCGCUUCAACCCAAAUAACCAUCAAUCUGAACAAACACUGUGUGUGGUGUGUAUGAGUGAUUUUGAGUCCCGCCAACUGCUUCGAGUUCUGCCCUGCAGCCACGAAUUCCACGGCAAGUGUGUCGAUAAAUGGCUGAGGGCCAACCGGACGUGUCCCAUUUGCAGGGCUGACGCUUCCGAGGUCCAGAGAGAUUCUGAGUGAUCACAUGACACAUGCUACAAUACAAAUGAGACAUUUUCAGCACUGCCUGCUCUGCCUCUUCCUCAUCUGUUACAUACAUGUACAUGAUUGUAUAUGCACAGACAGACACAGUUUCCUUCAUUAUUUCUAUUUAAGUUGUGUGUGCCCAAUGUUUGUUCUUAUUUCUUUUUGAACGGCACAACCUUCCUACUUAAUUACUCUGUGUUGAUGUGUGCACCAUAAGAGUUCACGUGUAUUUUGGUCAGCUUUAUUAUGCAAGCCUCUAAAAGAGGAUUGUGUGUGUGAGAUUUUUGUGGACAUUUGAGCAUGAACGUGCAGGUCUGCAUGUGUGCCGAAUGUAUGUCAGAGUAAAGACAGGAUGACUUCUCAUGAGUGAUUGGUAAUAUUCCAUUUGUAUGUUCCUGCACUGUGGGUCUUUAUGUAUAAUAUAACAAUGUGUAUUAAGAAAUUCAUUUUUCUUUAGUUUGACUUCAAGGGUCCAUGGUGCCACUAUUUAAUCAUUGUUUUUUUGAUGGUCCUCAUGAAUUAGUGGUUAUAUUGACCAUAAUGAGUGACUGUCCUGCCUGGCAUUUUACCUCAUUCUUGUCUCCACUUAUUACAAGAGCUUCACAACACUAAAAGUAAGCACAUAUGCAUUUUCUUCCCCUUUUUUCUUUGUUUGAAUGUUUGUGACUUUGCAGUGGCACAUGUUAUAUAGAUAUAUCUCACUAUAUAAAUAUGUAUACUGUAUAAAUGUAUGAAUAUCUGUAUACCAAAUAAAAGGCUUGAUAAGAAGUUUUUAAACUUG